Messenger RNA from Clunio marinus, 371 nucleotides. NCBI's taxonomy places the organism in Eukaryota, Metazoa, Arthropoda, Insecta, Diptera, Chironomidae. The record is from the annotation of a GenBank genome assembly.
UCACAAUUGCUAAAUUAGUGUCAUCGAUUGCACACGAUUUAUUGCAUUCCGUUUAAAGAUGUUCCGGAGGAACUUUCGAUCCUGAUGCUUCACCAUCGUUCUGAUCAGAAUGUUGGGAGUAACUUGAUGUCGAGCUCUCUGAGUCUGUCAUAGAAUUUAAUGGUAUAUCAGACCAUUCAACAAUUUUCACCUUUUUCUGUUGAUCCUCGUCACGAGUUGGUUCAUCGUCAUCAUCGACAAGCUCAUAAUCAUCUGACAGACUGUUUUGAUAGCAAAGAUAUGUCUUAUUCUUCUUUGGUGUAUCAUUCUAAAGUUUUUAGAUAACAUUUUAAAAUGUUUUAAACAUUAUUUGAAAGUUUACUAACUUCUUC